Sipha flava (yellow sugarcane aphid) is the source of this 595-nucleotide messenger RNA. RefSeq lists its product as uncharacterized. The transcript has 3 exons. The record is from RefSeq and is a predicted model, not a curated record. NCBI's taxonomy places the organism in Eukaryota, Metazoa, Arthropoda, Insecta, Hemiptera, Aphididae. Bases 97 to 495 code for a protein of 132 amino acids.
CGAAAUUUGUAUCACACAUUCCAAGUACACACAUCGACGCAGGUUGAAGUUUGCAGAUACGAAGUUUAGAACACAAGAAGAAAACACCAAAACGAAAUGGCUUCUUUCAAGUAUCUGAUAUUCUUCGCCUUGGCUGUGUACUCUGUGUCUGCUGUUGAGCAAAACCCUACUGUCGAAGGAGCAAGAGUAAAGAAACACGCUUACCUCGCUCCAGCUCCGAUUUUAGCCUAUUCUGCCCCAGCCCCAGUAUCUUACUCAUACGCGACGUACUCUGCUUAUCCGUCUAUCUACUCGUAUAAAUAUCCAGCGUAUCCUGCCGCAACAUCUUACUCUUCUUUCACGAAGUAUCCAGCAUACUCCGGCUACGCUGCCUAUCCUAGCUACGCCGCCUACCCAAAGUACGCUCAUGAUGAUGGAAAAUACUUUCCUGGGAAAUACGAAAAGGCUUACUACCCAAUCUACAAGAGCGCCUACCCAGUCGCAUACCACUACUAAAAACUCACUUAACGAUUAUUAAUCCCUUGUCAAUAUAUGCCUACUAUUAGUUUUUUAAUACAGUUUUUAAUAAUAAAAACGUCAUUUUUUUUCGACAGUA